AUGGAAAAAAGGAAGAAUAAAUUAGGAAAAUGUAUGUUUUAAUUUAUUUCUUAGUUAAAAAAUUACUUAAUGGUCAAUGUGAAUAUAUUGGUUCUUUUGCGCUACUUCAACCACAAAAUCUGAACUUAUUUUGA
Messenger RNA from Paramecium pentaurelia, 134 nucleotides. Lineage: Eukaryota; Ciliophora; Oligohymenophorea; Peniculida; Parameciidae. The record is from the annotation of a GenBank genome assembly.